ACCGGAGAAUCGCGUAGGAGGAAGCCGAGAAACGUGCAUCGCAAUCGCUUUUUGCUAAUUGGGAAUUAUAAUCGCCGGUAUUUGUUUUUCUUAUUCGUUUUGGUUUUGUGGGGAGUUGUGUUGGUUCCAACAGUCUUCUUGCUUUCCAGCGUCGUACCGUCACAGCCCGAUGCCGUCGAAUUGACGACACCGAAACGGAAGUGGUCGGAAGCGCCGCACCACCCUCCGACACGUCUAUUUUGAUCGAUGACAAUCGCGGCGUCUAGGACCCGCAACGUGGACGCUGCAUGUAAUCAAGUUGGCCGGCGUCCAGCUGGCCCGCGACCGAAUCCGUGCGGACCAUGACAACGCGCGAGGUUGUCUUGGACGGAGGUUCGCCGUGGGGUUUUCGCAUGCACGGCGGCGCCGAUCUCAACCAGCCGCUUAGGAUAUCGAGGGUUAAUCCAGGCAGCAAAGCAGCGCAUAGAGGCAUCAGAGAAGGCGACCUGAUCACCAGCAUCAACGGCCAAAGCACCAGGGAUAUUUCGAAUGCCGACGCGCACAAAUUACUGAAACACGCCGGGGAUUCACUGGUGUUGGGGUUGAACGAGGAGCUGAGUGGAUCGCCGAAGAGGCGUCAAUAUAAGACCGUUCACCAGGAAACCCAUUCAGAGACCGUUAAGAGGUCUAGUAUAACCACAUACUCAAUCAAGAAGGAAAUAGUAGAAUCCAGUGAUUCGAAGCCAAGAAGUAACAACGAAAAUAGCAGUUCCCAGAACAACGAAAAACAAAAACAAAUCAACGGUAAACAGUCUUCCAGCAUAGAAAAGCCGAAGUUAACUAAUUCCGUGUCUAACGAAUCUACGUCUUCGUUAACAGGGUCCGCAAGGAACAACUCUUCAGACAUAGCAAUAGCGUCGCAGAGAUCGUCGUACUCGAAUUUGACACCCAGUCCUUCUACGGCGUCCACUUUAACCGAAGACGGGAAAUCCGCACGCGGUGCUGACGUAAUGGCCGAUAACUCCGCAAGUUCAAGAUCGAGACGGCGACGCGCUAGGAAUAAUCGAAGGAAAAACAAAAACAAGCAGUGCGACGCGGUGAUUGUGGAGGACGACACCAUCGAUGAUGGCGUCGUGGAAACCGAAACCAAAAUACUAAUUAGCGAGCAAGAGGAAACCAAAAUCGAUUAUCGUGUCGAAUCUCCGGAACGUGCGAAACAAACAACCAAAGCCAAAGAUAUAGUUAGGCAAACGUCGAUAACCAAAAGUAAAAGUCUGGACAACGAUGAAAUGUUGAAAAUACAAGAACUGUCCGAUGCCAGUGAAAGUGAAAACAAGGCGGACAAUCAGGGAAUUAUUUCGGAAGCCAGUGAAUCUGAGGUGGAAUGGGAGGAGACUGAUACUAUAAAUGCUCCCGUUGUUGGAAGUGGCACUUUAAGUACCAUGUCCCUCCCACUCGAAAACUACCAUUUGGAAGAAGUCAAUCUCAUCUCUCCGGAGGAAGAACUAACACUAAGAAACUUCCUCGAGGGACUUAACCUUGUAAAUUCUCCGGAGGACUCAGCUCAGCAAGUGAAAGAAGCCAGCACUCCAGAAAGUAUAAAAGCGAAAAAGGCCCAAAAGAGGGCAGCUCUGGAAGAGUAUUUUUUGCCGAAGGUGCACAACCCAAGAUUUUUAGAUGCCAUAAGUGAAGAGCCCAGCGACCAAAGUGACAAGGAAAUCCCAAUGGCAAGAACUAAUUUGAAACAGGGCACUCCUGAAUUAGAAAACACCAAAGAUCUUAGACCGCCUGUUCCUAUCAGAAGGCACAGGAGGUCGAUUAACAGAAAUCAGCAACAAAUAAGCAAUCCGGCUGUUUUAGUAGGCACCAAGAUAAUUGAGACUGUUCCGACGGUUACAGGUGUUCAAAGUGUUACGAGUAUACUACCAGAGACUUCAAAGGCGGAAGUGGUAUUUUUAAGCUCCAGUGAAUCUCCAGAAACUCUAUCAGACAAUGAGGAGGACGCAAACUCGAAGUCUACGUGCUCGACCGGCUCUAACAGCCUGACGGAGUCCACAGAGAAGCUUAGUGAAAAAACUAGUGAUGAUAAUAUUUCUGUCAGUGAGAGUUUAACAGAAACCCAUUCAAAUAUGCCAGAACAGUUGAUGAAAGAUAAUGUUACAACUGUGUCUGAAAAUAAACAAGAAAAUGGUUAUUCACAAUUGCAGAAGAACACUGAAAGCAUAAUACAAUUCACACCGCCCCCCACGCCUGAUAAUUCUCCCAAAACUAACCAAACAAACGUAAAACAAAAUCUUUUAACGUUCACCGAAUCUGUACAGUCUAACGUAACGGUCAACAACUUGGAGAUACUGAAGGAAGUAAUGAAAGACGACAGAUUCGUUUUACUCCCAGAAGAUUUAAAAACGCGAGUUCAAAAUGCCACUCAGGUAAACAAGGACCCAAAAGUAGGGGACGAGGAAAACAAAUUAAAUGACGAAGUCGCCGCGAUAUCAAAGCCCAUUCAAGAGGGCAUCAAAUAUUCAAACGUCAUUAGUCCUCCGGCCCCAUCGAGAUCGCCGUCACCAAGCAGCGAAAGUUCAAUGGACACGUCGUUGUCCACAGCUAAAUACAACCCCAUGAACUCUUCCAUUGGCGACAUGUCGACGUUCACAAAAGAAGACGAAUUGUCAAAAGAUAAAACACUUUUGCAGCCUCUUUCUUUAAGAGAGCAAUGCUUAAAGUAUUUGAUUACGAUGCCUUUUGGUGAGGAGAUAUUACAAGAGCUGGCCGACGUUUCCCAAAGUAUUGAGUCAUACACCAGCAAACUUCCUAGUUCCUUAUUGCCCAAACUCGCUCCUAACCUUCCAGCUUAUGUGUAUAACAAAAACCUGACUGAUAAUAAUAGUGAAUCUUCUAACUUUCCAGUCAAGCCUUGUAAUAGCCAAGAAAUGCCUUCAACACAUUGGGUGGGUAUGCCUACGGAAAAAAAUCCGAAUGUCUUAGUUUGUCUUUCGCCGACGCAAAAGGCGGAACUCGAAAGGUCUAAGAAAGUUCAAGAUGAGGCUGGCAAACUGUUGGAACUGCACGAGAAGUUCAUGUCUAGAAAACUGCACGACGAAGUGACAGAAACUCGCGACGAAACAGUAAAAGUGACCACUAUAAAUAAAUGCAAUAACAAUAUUUCAAUUAAUACACCGACGCACAGAUUAUUGGCAAUCAUCCGAGAAGAGCCAAGUGAAACCGCAAGCGUUGACACAUACGAGACCAAAGACGACAGUAAUACCCUAAACUUCAAAGAGUACAAUCCGAGAACGUUCCCGAGCAGUGCCACAUUGCCGCGCAACAAGCACGGAGAUCAGUCCAACGGAUUUUUGGACGAUGCACGUCUAAAAGCGAAAGAUCUAACCGAGUGGUUGCAAUUAGCGCGGCACAAAAGCAUGAGUGAAUCAAAUAUCACGUUCGCAUCGGACAGACCACAUGUUUCCACAAAUAACCGCAUGCAAUCUGAAAAUAAUUUCGAUCCUAUGCGUCGCCGCACGUCUCUGCCGCAAGAACUCUACGAGCGUCAAAUGCAAUACUUGCUCGAAAAGGAAAGGGACAUCCAGAGGGAACUGGAAAGGGUCGAAGAGGAAAAAAUGAAGCUGGCAUCGGCUGCUUCGCCGUCACGUCAGUUCCACGCUGACGACUACGUGAUAUCGAGAAAGGGCGACUACGCGGUUCACAAUGAGAACAGGAACAAGCCCAGGCCCACGUCAAUGCCGGCCAUACCCACCGAGUUCUUCCGGCAACAGAUGUAUGAGGAGUACAUGAAUCAGAUCGCCGAAAGGGAGGAGCGCAAACAACUGAAAGUCAUCAAGGUGUCGUCGUCGAAACCGAAUUUACACGAGACGGACGCGAAAGAACCGCUGGGGGAGGUUCAACAUGUGCGCGACAUUGAGGAAGAGUUUAUGGAGAAGGUACGACAGAAGAAGGGCCCGGUAAAGGAGGACAGCGCUGAACCACCUGUUGGGGAGGCGCCGGAGGAGGAGGACACUCCGGUGCUGGUCAUCGAUGGCGAAUCUCUCAAAGAUACGAAACAACUUCCUAAACAUCUGAAGGAGUUUAUCGAUAUUACGAAACAAACUUCAGAGACUGUUUUAGAAACUGAACGAGGUAUUUGGUCUCCAGGACAACGGCAGGAAAGUGUAAAAGAGAAUAAACCACAGAAACAAGAAACAAAUGAAACCAUUCCUCCAGUAUGGACACCAAAAAGUGCAAAUUCUAGUCCAGUAGUUGAACGCAAGGAGUUCAAACCGAUUAAUUUCCAAUCGCCAGUAUUAAGUAGAAGAAACAAACCCAGUACCGAGCAGAGUGUCGGAACGCCGGACAGUGGUAAUUCCGAACCGUCUUGGAAAAGCACAGAGGUAGGAAUAAACCUAUCGUCGACAUUAGAAAAACGUCUUCCAACCAGUCAUUCGUUGCCGUCGACUGGAUUUAGUGACUUCACAUCGCCCCGUCUUCCCAAGGCCCAAAAUCCGACAAUUACACUACUUCAAAAAGCAAGAGAAGGACAACUCCCUAGGGGCGCACAUUACAUCGAACCGGACCAGAGCCAACAGCGAAAACCGCAAAAUGAGAGGCCACCUGGCGUGAGUCCAGGUGAAGUUUUGUACACCAUCAAAAACGAAUACGUCAGCGAUUCCGAAACCGAGCGACCUCGAAAGAUGGCCACCCUGGGACCGAGACAGUUCCAAGGCAUAGGACCCACUACCCGAGACGGAAUGCCGCUAAUCCUUAGAUCUGAAGUGAAAGAUUCUGAUCAAUCCAAAUGGUACAAAAAGAUGUACGAUACAAUACACAAACAAAAACCUCAAAACGGCGAAUUUAUAACAGUUCGAUACAAGCAACGCAGAGCCCAAUACCCUUAUACAUCAGGUUACAUGUCUGAGCCAGAGCCCGGAGCGUACGACAGUGACUACACGGACUACAAGUACGCUACAUUGGACAGGAGACGCACUCCGUUUAAAGAACGGGAACACGAGAUUCCCACGUCUAAUACUAUUCCCAGGAAUUUACCAAAUAAAUCGUUGUCGUCGACAGAUGUUAUAAGGAACGGUACGGAUAUGAAGCCCGGACGAAUUGAAAACUACACUCCUGGACAUUCAUCAAUUGCCGAGAAAGAAGCCAAAGAAUGGUGGGACGAAGUCAUGGAUAUAUUUGACGGGUGGCUGGACGACAACUCUCCUCUUCCCAGCUACGACAUCAUGAUGGCGAGGGCACUAGCAAAAUCUCAUUUGGAUCAACAAAAGAAAGUGGCCCCUCACCCCAAGAGUUUUAUCAAUCAGGCUCUUAAGGAAUCAGGAUAUGAAAGUGACUCCACAUUGGUAUUUAAGAGGAAAGAAGAUAUGUCCCAACAACUCAGUAGUCAGGAACAAAAGGAAGCCUACAAAAUAAUCCAAAAAGGUGGUGAUGUUCCUCUACAUGGCCUUAGAAAACCGGCUCCGGAGAAACCACAAGAACCAGAGGCUCCACCGCCACCACCAAAAGGACAAUAUCUCGUAAGAAGUCAAAGUCAAGAGUCUCCAAGAAAAUAUGUGGAAAAAGAGGUGACGAUACACUACAAGACGCCCGUAAGGCAGGAGAUAAAGGAAUACUUGAGCGAAGACGAGCUCGCUUACAAACAGGCCGAGGCCAUGAAGAAGAUUUACCAAGAAGAGCGUCGUCGAAAAUAUCUUCAGGUUAGCAAGUCUCUUCAAGAGCUGCAGGACAUGAACAGCCGCCGGCACACGGACAACUUCAUCCCGUCACAGAAGUCGCCGAUCGCGCUCAACCGCUACGACGACUUUGACGAAGUGGCGCCGGGCGGCGGCGUGAAACCGCGCCCCCGCUCGCCCGAGCCCAGGCUCUUCGCCCGGGCGCUCUACAACUUCGUCGGUCAGACGGCGCGGGAGCUCACCUUCCGCAAGGGCGAGAUCAUCCACGUGAGGAGGCAGAUCGACAAGAAUUGGUACGAGGGCGAGCUCAACGCAAUGGUCGGGCUCUUCCCCGUCAAUCACGUUGAGAUCAUCCCGUUCGACGCGCCGAAAACGGUCGCACCCACCGCCCGCAAGUCGUACGAAGGCCAGGCCCGAGCCAAGUUCAACUUCGUCGCCCAGACCCACCUCGAGCUCUCCCUCGCCAAAGGCGAACUGGUAACGAUAACUCGUCGCGUCGACGAUAACUGGUACGAAGGCAAGAUCGGCGGUCGCAAGGGCAUCUUCCCCGUGUCCUACGUGGAGGUGCUUAUCGAUCCGCACGAUCCGCCGCCGCCCAGCACGAAACCGGUGGCGUCGCCAGCCGCCCAUUCGAUCCUCCUCAACGGUUCGUCGCAGGGCAAAGAGUCAAUGGGCACGCACUCGUACGUGCCCACCCUGCCCAAUCCGCAGCUGACCGCCACCACCUACCAGGCGAAGCCGGUGCAGAUCACGGGCAGCGGCACAUACGGCUCGCUCAACAGGUACAUGAAGAAUCCUGUCAACCAGGCACUACACAUCGAGACACAGUCCGAACCCACUCCUUAUCGAGCGUUGUACAAGUACAAGCCCCAGAACGACGAUGAGCUGGAACUCAUGGAAGGAGACACGGUGUUCGUGUUGGAAAAGUGCGACGACGGUUGGUACGUCGGGUCCAGCGAGAGAACCGGAGCCUUCGGCACCUUCCCCGGAAACUACGUGGAGAAAAUCUAGCAAAUCAAAUGAACUCGUUGAUUUUUUUGUUUUUAUUUUGUAUGAUUACGUUUGAAAAAUUAACUGUUAAAAUUCAAAAUUGACUAACACACAUUUUCACAUGAUUUUAGUGUUUUGGCCUGAACGCAGAUUUGUCCUACUUACAACAAGAAAAGUUGAUGAAAACUUAAAAGUUAAACACAACUAUGCUAACAAACAAACCAUUGCCAUAGAAUUUAAUGUACUUUGUGAAACAAUUUUGUGGCCACUUCAAAAAUAAAUAGCUAUUUUUAUACUUUUUAAACAGAGUGUUUUAGAAUUUAUAGAUUUAGUUUUGAAAUGGUCGCUGAAUUUUUCAAAUACUCUCUCUAUUGUAAUUAUUAAGCUUGUAGAAUAAUUUGUAAAAAAUAGUUUAUAUAUUAUAAGCAUCUAGUCAUUAGCCAAAUAAUUUAUAGAUUUAGGUUCGAAACACAAACCAAAAAUGUCCCAAUAAAGAUAUUUGUAGGUCCUGUUCAUGGAACUUAGCAAAUUUAGUGUAUUUGAAAUUGUUCUUCCACACAAGAUAAUUUUAAUGAUCAAAUUCAUUAACAUAUCAAUUAUGAUCACUCGUUUGAAAAGGUAUCGGACAAAUUUUAGACUAAGAUAAACAGAUAAUCAAUAAUGUUUUUGUCUGUUAUUGUUAAAUAAAAUAUAUAGUCACUUGAUCGUGUACUGGUAGAUUGUAUGUUAACUGUUUUACAUAACAAAAAACUACUUCAACUUCAAAGCAUUUGUGAAACAUAUGUAUUGUCUUCGGCGUUCUGGAUUCGAAUUUCAUUCUUGGAAAUUUGAUCCAGAUUUCUUUUUACAUGUAGAUAUUUAUAACGUGUUCCUGCGUUUUGAUCCCCCCAUUAUACAAGACUUGAUCCUAGGAGUGCCUUUUACAUACAAUACCUAACAUUAUAAUUGUUAUUAUUUACUGCAUUCAUAGUUUAUUUACACUCUAGAUGAAGUGAAUAUGCUUAAAAAUUGUCACUUAUGUUUAUUUAUAACAUUGUUUUACAUUAAAAUAUAACGUUUCA
Molecule: messenger RNA, 7705 nt
Organism: Aethina tumida (small hive beetle)
Lineage: Eukaryota; Metazoa; Arthropoda; Insecta; Coleoptera; Nitidulidae
Exons: 25
Coding region: 342-6665 (2107 amino acids)
Molecular function (GO): protein binding
Source: RefSeq, a predicted model, not a curated record